Molecule: messenger RNA, 854 nt
Organism: Lathyrus oleraceus (garden pea)
Lineage: Eukaryota; Viridiplantae; Streptophyta; Magnoliopsida; Fabales; Fabaceae
Product: protein DMP2
Exons: 1
Coding region: 111-761 (216 amino acids)
Biological process (GO): endomembrane system organization
Source: RefSeq, a predicted model, not a curated record
CUCUUUUCUCUUCUAUAAAAUCAAUCAACAACCACAUAACAUACACACAAAAAAACAACCAAAUCAAAACAAAAGAAACCUUUAGCUAGCUUAAUCUCUCUUUUAUUAAGAUGAAUAAAAAAAGCGAAAAUGAAACCCUAAACACAGACACAACAACAGCUGCUAUAAGUAGCAUAAAAAACAGUAGCACUGGUGGAAUUGGAAGCCUCAUAAAACUACUCCCGACAGGGACAAUAUUCUUAUUCCAAUUCUUAAACCCUGUUGUCACCAACAGUGGUCACUGCAAAACCAGCAACAAGUACCUUACCUCAAUUCUACUUCUUACAUGCGGUUUCAAUUGUUUCUUUUCAACUUUCACAGAUAGUUACACAGGAUCUGAUAAAAAGAGACACUAUGGCAUUGUGACAACCAAGGGAUUAUGGCCUUCACCCGAGCCGACGAGUUCAGUUGACUUAUCAAAGUAUAGGCUUAGGGCUGGUGAUUUUGUGCAUGCUGCUUUGUCUUUGCUUAUUUUUGCAAUACUUGGACUUCUUGAUACAAAUACUGUCCACUGUUUUUACCCUUCUUUUGAGUCAACUCAGCAGCGUCUUCUGCAGGUUUUGCCUCCAGUUAUUGGUGUGUUUGUUGGUUGGAUAUUUGUGAUAUUUCCACAACAUAGACAUGGAAUUGGAUAUCCUGUUACUACAGAUGAUUCUCAUGAAUCAUCCCGAAUAUCUAAUAAUACAGAGGAAUCCCCACAAAAUCCAACUCAUAAUGUUUAGGUCUUUCUAGGGUUUACAGUUUGUGUUGGUGUGUGAGUAUCUUGUGUAAAACAAUAUCACAAAUCAUUCUGAAAGAUAGAUUUCACUAUUUCA